Molecule: messenger RNA, 246 nt
Organism: Phytophthora nicotianae INRA-310
Lineage: Eukaryota; Oomycota; Peronosporomycetes; Peronosporales; Peronosporaceae
Exons: 2
Coding region: 1-246 (81 amino acids)
Source: RefSeq, a predicted model, not a curated record
AUGCAAGAGCAGCCUGAAAUUCUCGUCGCAAGUGAGUACAGAGCUCUAAUUGGCGAGGGACAUCGCAGUGAGUGCGAGGCAGCUACAGGCGACACGAUGAACUGCCAGGAGAUCGAGAUGUCGCUCAGUGUGGCGGAGUUCGAGAGCAAGAUGGAGGAGCUGAUGCGCAAGUUGGAGAUCCGGGUAGAGGAAAUGAAGCGUUCUACUUUUCCUAACAGUAUACCGACAGAAAGAAAUGACAGGUAA